Messenger RNA from Zychaea mexicana, 1808 nucleotides. Its product is annotated as mate-domain-containing protein. Gene Ontology annotation, molecular function: xenobiotic transmembrane transporter activity; antiporter activity. The transcript has 3 exons. Lineage: Eukaryota; Fungi; Mucoromycota; Mucoromycetes; Mucorales; Lichtheimiaceae. Gene Ontology annotation, biological process: xenobiotic detoxification by transmembrane export across the plasma membrane. The coding region runs from base 212 to 1669 and encodes 485 amino acids. Gene Ontology annotation, cellular component: membrane. The record is from RefSeq and is a predicted model, not a curated record.
CCGGCACGUAGCGAUUUCGCCGAACUUCAGUCCGCGCUUGAUGUCUCACUUGAUAUUUCUUUUGACGAUCUGCAUAUUUAAAUCAUCCCUUUUCCUUGUUUUGCCCGUCCCCAUAUCUUUCAUACUUUUCUUUCUCUUUCUCUAUUUCCGUUACCUCCACUAUAAUCACUGACACAUUGAUUAUCUUAUCUCUCUCUCUCUCUCUCCAAUAAUGGCGAUUGCACUACCUAACGGCAACGAAGAAAGUCGACCCAUCCUCCCCAACAGGAACUAUAAUCUCAAUUUUGCAACGCCAAGCAUAUCCAAGGAAAUAUGGGUGCUCACCAAAACAUCUGUUCCUGUCAUCCUCGCGUAUAUGCUGCAAAACUCACUACAAACCGGAUGUGUGUUGAUCGUUGGACGUCUCGGUGCUGAAGAACUGGCCGCAUCUGCUUUUGCCUUCAUGUUUGCCAUGGUCACUGGAUGGGUCCUUGCCCUUGGAGGUUCUACGGCGCUCGACACGCUAUGUUCACAGUCUUGGACAGCCUCGGAUAAUCCACAUGAAGUCGGUGUUCUCUUACAGCGUGCCUAUCUCGUUCUCCUACUUUUGUUUGUACCUGUUGCUGCAUUGUGGUUUUUUGUCGAGCCUGUUUUGCUUUUCCUCGGCCAAGAAGUUGGAUUGAGUCAAAUGACGCAACUGUUUCUACGAUAUCUUACCGCAGGUGCGCCGGCCUAUAUCUGCUUUGAGGCUACCAAAAAGUACCUUCAGGCACAAGGGAUUAUGCACGCUGGUACAUAUGUGCUUUUGAUCUGCUCACCACUCAACAUGGGUCUCAACUACCUGUUUGUCUGGGAAUGGAACUAUGGAUUCAUUGGUGCGCCUAUUGCGACAUCGAUUAUUUACUGGCUCAUGUUUGGGCUGCUGGUUAGCUACAUUGUCUUCAUUGAUGGCUCUGCUGGAUGGGGUGGAUUCAGUCGUCGUGCAUUGCAAAACUGGGGUCCCUUCCUCAAGUUGGUGGGUCCCGGUAUUUUGAUGGUGGGCACCGAAUGGGUUGCAUUUGAGAUUGUUGCCCUGGCUGCCGGCCACCUCGGUACCACAUCAUUGGCAGCUCAAAGCGUUAUCAUGACAACCGACCAAGUCCUCAACACAAUUCCCUUUGGAAUCUCCAUAGCCACAAGCAACCGCGUUGGCAACCUACUGGGCAGUGCCUGGCCUGUGGGCGCCAAGUUCUCGGCCAACCUCAGUGCUAUGCUCGCGGCGACUAUUGGUAUGGUGAUUAUGGUGAUCAUGUUGUUUGCUCGAGAUUCGUUUGGUUAUCUUUUCUCGGACGAGGAAUCAGUGGUGGACCUUGUCAGUGACGUCUUGCCCUGGGUUGCAGCCUUUCAAAUUGCAGACGGUGUCGCGGGCUCGUGUGGCGGCUCGUUGCGUGGCAUGGGCAACCAGCACUUGGGCGCCAUUGUCAACUUGAUCAGCUACUAUGCUUUGGCAUUACCGUUGGGUAUCUAUCUCGCUUUCAAGCAUGAUUUUGGUCUGGCCGGUCUGUGGAUAGGCCAGUGCGUCGCUCUCUUCUUGGUAGGCGGCGUCGAAUGGCUCAUUAUCUUGCGCAUCAAUUGGAACCGUGAGGUUGACAAGUGCUUCGAGCGCGUACGAGCCGAGCGAAAGGAUGAAGAAGGCGAUGAAGAGUUGUAAUUAGACAGCAAUAUGUGUAGAUAGAUUCAAGACGUAGUAGACUGUACAUUUUUCUUUCAUUUUAGCAAUAAUUAGAUACAGCAGCAUUUACCAUUAAUUAUUUUAAAAGUUGACGGACUUUGCUGCCCCGCUCGUUUUC